GCCACAUCCGCUCACCCGGCGCGAGGUUUUCCUCAGUAAGGAGCGCGUUUCCUCCGCUGUCGCCCGCAGUUUCGCAUUCUUUCCCACCGCCCAGGCAGGGAAGAGGCUGGAGCGCCGCCCGCAGGUCUGUCGCAGGCAAGGCGUGGGGCGCAGGUCCUGGUCAGCUGGCGCAUCUGCCAUAACUGGGCUACUGAACGGACCGAAUCAAGGCUCGGAAGGAUGCUGCCGGGUGUGGGAGGGAAAAGGCGAGCAGGGGCAUCUCCAACCCGCCCCCUUGCGGAAACUCCUGCGGUGGUUUGUACGGAAGCGGCUGGUGUGGCAAGGCUAAGGGGGCAGCGUUGCACUCUCGGGAGUGUGGCUCAGAAGUAGAGCUUCUGGUGGCUCUCUCCCGGGCAAUAAAAGGAGCGGGGGAAGCCGAGAGGCUGAGGCUGGCCGGAAAGCCGGCAAAGAGAGGGCCAGUAGUGAUGCCUCCUGCUGAGCCCCCUCCCUCCCCGUUGAAUAAAGACGGCAAGAAUUUUCCCAGGAAUCGAUGUCAGACUGACUGAUGUAUAGUUUCCAGGUUCCUCCUUUUUGCCCUCUUUGAAGAUAGAGACAUUAGCCCUCCUCCUAUCAUCUGACACUUUAUCCAUCCUCCACGAUUUCACAAAGAUAAUAGAGUGGUUCUGAGAGUUCUUCAUCCUGUUCCUUCAUUACCCUAGGAUCCAGCUCUACUUCCCCUUUUUCAACUAACCCAGGUCUGGCCUACUUUGUUGUGAUGAUGAAAUGGAACACAGCAAUAUGCUGGACUCUCAUUUUACUGGCUGCAGUUUUCUUUGAAGGCAUCAGCUGUAAAGGAGGACGCGGUGGAGCACGAGGGGCAGCACGGGGCAGUGUACGUGGUAGUACACGGCGGUCAAAAUCCUCACCCCGCUACAGCUCAUCUGGGACAGCCCUGCGGGUAGCAGCAGCUGCAGCAGCAGGUGGAGCCGCUGCAGGAGCAGCAUCAGCUGUAGCUUCUGGCAGGAUGAGGUUGGCUGGUGAGGGCAGCCCUGAACAUGCAAACACACAAGAUGGCAACAGUACAGUUGAAGGCAGUUACAACUAUAGAGCAUGGACAUCAGGUGCUCAACCGUGGCACUUCUUAGAUCUGCCUACUUGCCUGCUUUUUGUGGCUAGUUUCUUUACCCUCUAGGGGAGGGGCACUGCCUGCAAGGGGCCUUUACUCUGUCCUUCCCAACCUUGCCCCAAUGUUUUCUGAUCUUCUUGUAGAGUAGCUGCUCUGGAUUGUCCCUUUCCCUGACUUGGGCUUGACCAUUUAUUUUAUUUAUUUAUUACAUUUAUAUACCGCCCCAUAGCCGAAGCUCUCUGGGUGGUUUACAGCAAUUAAAAACAUGGACUCUUCCUAUAAGGAAUUCUGGAAUUACAAUGCAAGUUGGAUAUUUCUAUUAUUUGCCAAAAGGAGAUCAUUAAAAUGUCUGGAUCUUGCUUCCCUGGCCUUGGAUACUGUCAAGAUAUCACAUAUUCCCAGCCUCUUUUUGGUGCCCUGUCUCUCAGGAGUGAUAUACACCUGUAAUAGCCAUGCAGCAUGAAUGAUCACAGCUGGCUCAGGAAAACAAGAAUCAUGUUGAAAGCCAUAUGAGCUGCUGUUGUCACCCAGAUUUAGCCAAAUUCUUAGCCUGUGCCUGAUUCCUAAGGUGCUCAAGUCAAGGAUUUCCAAAUUCUUCCUAUCACUAUCAGAAUUCCUAUCUCGUGGCAGGGGCUUGUAAGUAUGAUGCUUUAUUGUGAAGAAGUCCAUUGUCAGCCACUGUCUUGCUAGAAGUCUGCAUCAUGUUAAAUAGUGCUGUCAUUGCAAGUGCAUUUGAUUCGUCCCAGUUUCAUGGCUCUUCAAACAAAUAAGAGUUACUCCUUUUGUCAAUUUACUGUCACUAUCAAGGAGCAGGGGUUGAGUUGCAGAGCCUUUGUAAGUAGGAGUGGCUAAAGUUAGAAGAGACCAUUGUAAGAAGGAGCACCAAAUAGCAGCUGUGUAUGUUUACAGCAGUUGAGCAGGGUACUUUCAACAAUUGCAGGAUGGAUUAGUUUUAUGAUGUAUAAAUUGAUGUUUUAGAAUGACUGAUGAUUUGUUUUUAAUUGUACAGUGUAUUUUAAUCUGUUGUAAGUCGCCUAGAGUGUCCAUUAACUCGGACAGAUAGGCGACUAACAAAUAAAUAUUAGUAUUAUUAUUAUUAUGCAUACCUCCCAGCACAUGCAACCAAGAGUGGUUUUCACAAUUAUGUGAAGUUGACAGAAGUACAACUGCCUUCCAUAGCCAGGAUAUGAGAGCUGCCCCCUUAUCAAAAUCUUGCGCACUAGCGAAGAUGUUAAAAACCUGUUGUCCAUGCAAUAGGGAUAUAUGAACAAAAAGUGUGGAUUACUUGUACUUCCUGUUUUCUUUGCUAUUAUACAACAAUUGAAGCCCCUCCAUUAGCCCUACACUAAUAGGGCUUUCUGGAAGUUCAAGCUGAUUAGCUGUAACCACUCAUGAAAUAAGGGAGAUGGGCCAUUGCUCAGUGACAGGCCACACAAGUUGCAUAUAGUAAAUCCCUGCUUCAAUCCCUGGCAUCUUUAGUUAAAAGGAUCUCAGGUAGCACACAGAAUGACUUUUCUGCCUCAGACCCUCCAGAACCAGCAGAAUUAGACUACUGGACAAAAUGGACCAAUGAUCUGACUCAGUAUAAUAAGGCAGCUUCAUAUAUUUAUACAGUAGGGCCCCGCUUUACAGCGUUCUGCUAAUGCAGCAGUUGUCAAUUGCUGAAAGGCCCCGCUCUUACAGCGCUUGUUCUGCUUUUAUGGCACUUUUUUGCCAUUGGGCGCCAUUUUAGUCAAUGUCAGCCAAUGGGUUCUGCUUUACAGCAGUUUUUGCUUUACAGCGGGGGUCCGGAACGUAACCCGCUGUAUGACUGGGGCCCUACUGUGUAUGUAAAAACGUUUCAAAGAGCUUCAGCUAAAACUACGAAUACCCUCUACUAGCUGUGCAGUAGGUAGCAAGCUUCAGAUUAAGUUACCCAAUGAAGUCAGUGGCACCUUAUCAGUAUAAAUGUCAAUAAAAUUGCUCUUUCAGCUGUAUCCCAAGCUUACAAAUUUAAAAUGAAACUUCUUCCAUAAAUGCAUACAGAGUGGAAGCCUUACAGCCCAAUCUUAGGGGCCAAAUGAACACUGCAGAAGAACAAAUAGUGACAAAACUUGUGCCUGGGUAGGAGUCAUAGGAUGCCUCUCCUAUGUUUUCCAUCACAGCUCCAACUGCCCAUGUUCAGCAGUCACUGCCAACUCCUGCACCAAGCCAAUCUUCAUAUUAAUUUUCCUGCUGUUAGGUUUUUUUCCACUUAGCUUGGAUUUCCUAAGGCACAGCUACAAAGUUGUGUAUAGCUAACCCUGCUGCUCGUUUUCACUGUACUCAGCUGUGCUGUUAUCAAUCCAGUUCCAAUUCUUUGGACCACAUUCUGUGUGACUAUUAUCUUUUUACAGUAGCUUUUGUAAUAUUAAAAUGUGAAGACCUUCAACUUGAUUUUAUUCCAUUCAGUAAGAACUAUGUGGAACUCUUAAGUAACAAGUAUUGUGCACUCUCUCCUGUGCCUUGGGGAUGGGGGAGAGAAGGGUGCUUCAUUCAAGAGGGAUUCCACUUUGAUAUCUCCAUGUGAGUGGCAUGUUUACAAAAUUACCUCUUCUGUACUCUGUAAUCAUGGGUGCUUCUUGCCUGUCCAAAACUUGGGAAAAUGGAAAGGCCUGAUUUGUGACACUGUGUUUAAACAAUCUUUUCUUGUGUUUGAAAGAUGUGGAAAUAAUAAUAAAAAACCCAUGUUCAUGCUGCUUUUGAAAUGAUGUAGGUAUUUUAAUAACAAAUCAUAUAGGCAUUUUAACAGCAAUAAAGCAAAU
Rhineura floridana is the source of this 3888-nucleotide messenger RNA. RefSeq names its product shadow of prion protein (gene SPRN). The transcript is spliced from 3 exons. Gene Ontology annotation, molecular function: nucleic acid binding. The record is from RefSeq and is a predicted model, not a curated record. Gene Ontology annotation, cellular component: nucleus; membrane. Gene Ontology annotation, biological process: protein import into nucleus. NCBI's taxonomy places the organism in Eukaryota, Metazoa, Chordata, Lepidosauria, Squamata, Rhineuridae. Bases 755 to 1171 code for a protein of 138 amino acids.